This is a messenger RNA of Alternaria arborescens, 3162 nucleotides long. Its product is annotated as Isoleucine--tRNA ligase. The record is from RefSeq and is a predicted model, not a curated record. Gene Ontology annotation, cellular component: cytosol. Bases 1 to 3162 code for a protein of 1053 amino acids. Lineage: Eukaryota; Fungi; Ascomycota; Dothideomycetes; Pleosporales; Pleosporaceae. Gene Ontology annotation, molecular function: isoleucine-tRNA ligase activity; tRNA binding; ATP binding. Gene Ontology annotation, biological process: isoleucyl-tRNA aminoacylation. The transcript has a single exon.
AUGCUAACCCCAACACGCAUCCUCCGCGCAUCAUGGUCCAACACUCUCCGACUACCAAAAUCUAGUUUUCCGCCGCGGCCGUUAGCGUCAACGAACCCAACCUACCUAAAACGAUGCACCGAUGACCUGUAUGCGUGGCAGGCGAGCCCGGAACGCGUUAUACGUUAUGGACAUUUGGAGAGGCGGUUGGAUGAAAAAAAAGGCAAGAAAGAAGGCAGUGCGCCGAGAGAGAGUUUUACUCUGCAUGAUGGACCGCCAUACGCCAAUGGCCCGUUGCACAUUGGCCAUGCAUUGAAUAAGAUCACCAAGGACAUCAUUUGUAGGCACGAGGUUGGACAAGGGAAGAAGGUGUCGUACAUUCCUGGCUGGGAUUGCCAUGGUCUGCCUAUUGAGAUCAAAGCUCUGCAGGCGCAAAAGAAGGAUGCGGCGCAAGCAGAUCCUGUAAGCGUGCGGGACGCGGCGCGCGAAUUGGCAACCCGGACAAUCGAGGAGCAGAAGAAGGGUUUCAAAGAAUGGGCCGUCAUGGGUGACUGGGACAAUGCAUAUCAGACAAUGGAGCGUGGUUUUGAGAUUAGACAACUGGAGGUCUUCAAAGCCAUGUUCGAGAAAGGCUUAAUCUACAGGCAGUUCAAACCCGUAUACUGGAGCCCAAGCUCAAGAACAGCGCUUGCGGAAGCUGAAUUGGAAUAUGACGAGGGGCAUAAGAGCUUGGCUGCUUUCGUGCGGUAUCCGAUACACCUAUCGGAGACACUGAAGAACGGAGCGCUAAAGGAUGUUGAUGGCAAGGUCAGCGUAGUCAUCUGGACAACCACACCCUGGACGUUACCCGCGAACAAGGCGAUCGCGGUGCACAAGGACAUGCAGUACUGUGUAGUCAAGGACGCUGAGAAGGAUGGCGAGCUGAUCCUUGUUGCGGCUUCACGAGUAGCGGAAUACGAGAAAAUCCUUGAAAGGAAGCUCGAAAUCGUCGUACCAGACGUGCGCGGAUCAGAUAUUGCCGAACAGGUGCAGUACGAGAAUCCUUUCCAGAAAGCGAACGGACUGCAGCCUAUCAUUCAUGCGGACUUCGUCACCGACUCUUCUGGUACUGGGCUGGUGCAUCUCGCUCCUGGACAUGGUAUGGACGAUUACAAUGUGUGCAUGGCGCUCAACGUUCCAGCUUUUGCGCCUGUAGAUGAUGCUGGCGCCUUUACAAAGGAUGCGUUUCCUGAACAGCCCGAGCUUCUGGAAGGACUACCUGUUGCUGAUAUCAAGAAAUCGGGUAGUAAUGCUGUGUGCAACUAUCUCCAGAAACUCGACAUGCUCCGAGGCAAGCAGAAUUACCGCCACAAGUACCCCAUCGACUGGAGGACGAAGGAGCCUGUCAUCACGCGAGCUACUGAACAGUGGUUUGCGAACGUAGAGGGUAUCAAGGAUGCCUCGAUGAAAGCGAUUGCCAAUGUCAACUUCAUGCCUGCGACUGGUAGAAGCCGUCUUGAGAGCUUUAUUCAGGGACGAAGCCAAUGGUGUAUCUCGCGACAGCGCGCUUGGGGUGUUCCUAUCCCUGCUUUAUACAAGGUUGAGGGCGACACUCUGAAAGCGACUAUGGACUCUGAAACCAUCGACCAUGCCAUUGAAGUGAUCAAAGAACGUGGCAUCAACGCGUGGUGGACGGAUGCACAAGACGAUCCAGCUUGGAAGCCGAAGCACCUUACCGGAACGUACGUGCGUGGUAGAGAUACCAUGGAUGUCUGGUUCGAUAGCGGUACCAGUUGGAAGCUUCUUCCUGAGCAAAAGGACCAGCCUGUUGCCGAUGUGUACCUGGAAGGAACUGACCAGCAUCGUGGAUGGUUCCAGUCGUCACUCCUUACUCACGUCGCCACCCAGUCUUACUCGACCGAGACUGUCAAAGCACCAUACAAGACUCUGAUCACUCACGGCUUCACUCUCGACUCCGAUGGUCGCAAGAUGAGCAAGUCUCUCGGCAAUGUCAUCUCUCCAACGCAAAUCAUGUCAGGCGAGCUCCUUCCACCCGUCAAGCGAAAGAAGCAAAAGGGCGUCAAGCAAGAUCCUGCAGCAAAGAACACGCCAACAUAUGAUGCUAUGGGUGCCGACGCGCUUCGCCUCUGGGCCGCAAGCAGCGACUAUACGCGUGAUGUCACAAUUGGCCAGCCCGUCUUGAUGUCCGUAAACCAAGCUCUACAUAAGUACCGUGUUACCUUCAAAUGGUUGCUAGGCAUCUUCUCUCUGCCAUCUUGCCCGCCGCCCUUCACCUCCUUCAACGACCUUACACCCAGUAUCACCGAAUUCAAAGAACUCACAGAUCGCCUCGCAAUUCACCGACUUGUACAGGUCAGUGCAGAAGUGCACAACCACUUCGGGAAAUAUGAGUUCUUCAAGGGUGUCAACGCGAUCAACAAGUACAUUUCCAUGGAUUUGAGUGCUUUCUACUUUGAAACGCUCAAAGACCGCGUCUACACCAGCGAUAAGAAUGACUGCGAAACGCUCCAGCGUGUUUUGGGACUCAUUUUCUACGAACUACUGCAGAUGCUUGCCCCAGUCUGUCCGCUGCUUGUAGAAGAGGUCUGGGAUCACCUUCCUGAUGAGCUCAAGGAAAAGAGUAGUCACCCCGCACGCGCGGUUUGGUCGCCUCUUCCCACGCUCAAGGAGUCUGAAUCGGCUAGUCUGGAGUCCAUGAGUGAGACUACAAGUACACUGGGAGCUGCUAUCAAGGUCGCCCAAGAGCGUCUCCGUGCGGACAAGAAGAUUGGUUCGAGUUUGGAAAGCGCAGCUACGGUUUACCUACCUUCUUCGAACGCCGAGAAGUUGCACGCAGAGUUCGCGGCGUGCUUACAACCUUCCACUCCCAAGCCCACGGACGUUGAGACUCAGCUUGCUGGCCUUUUCGUUAUUAGCGAGGUAAAUCUUCGCACUCUGCCUGAUCCAUCCGCUCUUACGAACAGCGUCUUCACCGCGGAGGAUCCCGAUGCGAUGAAGCAGCAAUCGCAGUGGUCCGAAGAAGAAGUACUUUCGAGCGAUAGUGGGAUGUUAGGUAAAGCGAAGGUGCUUGUACAUCCACCUAGCAGAGAGAAGUGUCCAAGGUGUUGGCGCUUCGUCAAGGAAGAACAUGAGGAGGUUUGUGGAAGGUGUGGAGAUGUUGUUUCGCAGCAUGAUAAUGUAUAG